UCUGCAACACAAACACACCAACCAGUCCUCAUUUACUGGAUCUGCUCUUUGUUAUCAGUCUUUCCCUCCUCUGCUUUUAUUCCAGGAGAGAGAGAGGGGGGAGUUUAUUGUUUUUUUCCCCCCUUUUUAACGGAUUGAUUUCUGACUGAAUCUGGAUCCGGUUUGUUUUUCUUUCCCCGGGGCUGCCGCUGCAGGACCAGAGCUGAUGCUUGCACGAAUGCAAUUAGUGUCAAAAGAAAAAAACCUGAUAUAAACGUCGGAACAAGAAGAAGAAAAAAAAAAGGGGACGUUGGAAGAUUUUUCUCCCAGCCGGUCUGUCAAUCAUUUUUCACCACUGCAGUUGUCAAGUUGGAGCCCUGCGGGGAAAUGGACAAACCCCUCUGAACUGAAGACGCUGCUCUGCUUCAACCAACACAACCACAGGACGAGGUUUGGACAAGGAUCCCCCCCCUUCCCUCACCACCCCCGACUGGAGCGUGAAGCCAGCAGAACAUGUUUACUCCCUCGUUUCUAUGGUAACCGAGAGGAGCAUGCACGUCCAGGACAGGAGUUAACCUCAGCGUUUGUCUCCUCCACCUGCCUCCUGUGAAAACUACACUACCCACAAUCCCAGUGAACUGACGACCCAGGCUGACAUAUAGAUCAGUUAAAAAAAUAAAAAAAAGACACUCACUACUACAACAAGAACAACAACACUGCUGUGAAGAAGAUCAACAUGGCCAACAACACGGCGGACCACCCUCCGGGGAAUUCGGUUGCCGAGGGCAACCAUGACGGGGACUUUGGGGUGACCACGACGGAACUGAGGGGCCUGAUGGAGCUGCGGAGCGGCGAGGCCGUCAACAAAAUACGGGACACGUACGGAGACGUACAAGGCAUCUGCCGCCGCCUGAAAACAUCACCUAUAGAAGGUCUGUCUGGUAACCCUGUUGAUCUGGAGAAACGUCACGCGGCGUUUGGACAGAACUUCAUCCCCCCAAAGAAGGCCAAAACGUUCCUGCAGCUGGUGUGGGAGGCUCUGCAGGACGUCACGCUUAUAAUUCUGGAAAUUGCUGCCAUCAUCUCGCUCGGCUUGUCCUUCUACCAUCCACCAGGAGGAGACGCUGAAGAAUGCGGUCAGUCUGCGGGCGGCGUGGAGGACGAGGGCGAGGCCCAGGCCGGCUGGAUCGAGGGCGCCGCCAUCCUGUUUUCGGUCAUCAUCGUGGUUCUGGUAACGGCCUUCAACGAUUGGUCAAAGGAGAAACAGUUCCGUGGGCUUCAGAGUCGCAUCGAACAGGAACAAAAGUUCACCGUCAUCCGCAAAGGCCAGGUCAUCCAGAUCCCCGUCGCCGAGAUCGUGGUGGGAGAUAUCGCUCAGAUCAAAUACGGCGACCUGCUGCCUGCUGACGGGAUUCUGAUCCAAGGCAACGACCUGAAGAUUGAUGAAAGCUCUCUGACGGGAGAGUCCGACCAAGUCCGCAAAUCUUUGGAAAAGGACCCCAUGCUGCUGUCCGGGACCCACGUGAUGGAGGGAUCAGGCAGGAUGAUGGUGUCAGCCGUCGGCCUCAACUCUCAAACCGGCAUCAUCUUUACCCUUCUGGGCGCCAGCGAGAACGACGAAGAGAAGAAGGUCAAGAAAAGUAAAAAACAAGGACCCCCCGAAAAUCGCAACAAAGCCAAGACCCAGGACGGCAUUGCCCUGGAGAUCCAACCGCUGAAGAGCGAGGAGGCCGCCGAGUCGGAGGAGAAGGAGGAGAAAGAGGAGGCCAAAGCUGUGAAGAAGAAGGUCAAUGUGACCAAGAAGGAGAAGUCUGUGCUGCAGGGCAAACUGACCAGACUGGCUGUUCAGAUCGGGAAGGCCGGUCUGAUCAUGUCGGCUGUGACCGUCAUCAUCCUCAUCCUCUACUUUGUGGUCCACACCUUCGGGAUCCAGGGUCGGUCCUGGGUGGCCGCGUGCACCCCUAUCUACAUCCAGUACUUUGUCAAGUUCUUCAUCAUCGGCGUGACGGUGUUGGUGGUGGCCGUUCCUGAGGGGCUGCCGCUCGCCGUCACCAUCUCUCUGGCCUACUCUGUGAAGAAAAUGAUGAAAGACAACAACCUGGUGCGUCACCUGGACGCCUGCGAGACCAUGGGCAACGCUACAGCCAUCUGCUCCGACAAGACGGGCACGCUGACCAUGAACCGGAUGACCGUGGUGCAGGCAUACGUCGGCGACACGCACUACAAGACCGUCCCCGAACCCGAAGUCAUCAAACCAGAGACUCUAGAAAUUAUGGUCAACAGCAUCUCUAUCAACUCUGCAUACACCACCAAGAUCUUGCCUCCGGAGAAAGAAGGCGGCCUGCCCCGUCACGUGGGAAACAAGACUGAGUGCGCUCUGCUGGGUCUGGUGCUGGACCUGAAGAGGGACUACCAACCAAUCAGAGACGAGGUCCCCGAAGAGAAAAUGUACAAGGUUUACACCUUCAACUCCUCCCGCAAGUCCAUGAGCACGGUGCUGAAGAACGCCGACGGAGGCUUCCGCAUGUACAGCAAGGGAGCGUCAGAGAUCAUCCUGAGGAAAUGCUCUCGUAUCUUGGACGCCCAGGGCCAGCCUCGCGUCUUCAAGCCCAAGGACCGCGACGAGAUGGUGCAUAAGGUGAUCGAGCCGAUGGCGUGCGACGGGCUUAGAACCAUCUGCGUGGCCUACAGGGACUUCCCCGCUGAAGCCGGAGAGCCCAACUGGGACUCUGAGAACGACAUCCUGAACGAGCUCACCUGCAUCGUCGUGGUCGGUAUCGAGGACCCCGUCAGACCUGAGGUACCUGAGGCUAUUUCUAAGUGCCAGCGUGCAGGCAUCACUGUUCGUAUGGUUACUGGAGACAACAUCAACACCGCCCGCGCUAUCGCAACAAAGUGUGGCAUCCUGCUGCCUGGGGAGGACUUUCUGUGUUUGGAGGGCAAAGAGUUCAACCAGCAGAUCCGAAACGACAAGGGAGAGGUGGAACAAGAACGUCUGGACAAAGUUUGGCCCAAACUGCGUGUUCUGGCUCGUUCCUCACCGACAGACAAACACACUCUGGUCAAAGGCAUCAUCGACAGCACGGUGGGAGAAACCCGACAGGUGGUGGCAGUGACAGGAGACGGUACCAACGACGGGCCCGCCCUUAAGAAAGCCGAUGUCGGCUUCGCGAUGGGAAUUGCCGGCACAGAUGUGGCAAAGGAGGCGUCUGAUAUCAUCCUGACUGACGACAACUUCACCAGCAUCGUCAAGGCCGUCAUGUGGGGGAGGAACGUCUACGACAGCAUCUCUAAGUUCUUGCAGUUCCAGCUGACCGUCAACGUGGUGGCGGUUAUCGUGGCGUUCACCGGCGCUUGCAUCACACAGGAUUCUCCUCUGAAGGCCGUCCAGAUGCUCUGGGUCAACCUCAUCAUGGACACUCUGGCGUCUCUCGCUCUGGCCACCGAACCCCCGACUGAAUCUCUGCUGUUACGUAAACCAUACGGCCGCAACAAGCCCCUCAUCUCCAGGACCAUGAUGAAGAACAUCCUGGGCCACGCCGUGUAUCAGCUCGUCAUCAUCUUCACCCUUCUCUUCGCCGGUGAGAACUUUUUCGACAUCGACAGCGGCCGCAACGCCCCCCUGCACUCGCCGCCGUCGGAGCAUUACACCAUCGUGUUCAACGUGUUCGUCAUGAUGCAGCUCUUCAACGAAAUCAACGCCAGGAAGAUCCACGGAGAGAGGAACGUGUUCGAGGGCAUCUACAGGAACCCCAUCUUCUGCAGCGUCGUGCUGGGCACCUUCAUCCUUCAGAUCAUCAUCGUUCAGUUCGGAGGGAAGCCGUUCUCCUGCACAGCUCUGACCAUCGACCAGUGGCUGUGGUGUGUGUUCAUCGGUGUGGGAGAGCUUCUGUGGGGACAGCUGAUCUCGGCCAUCCCGACCCACCGCCUGAAGUUCCUGAAGGAGGCGGGUCACGGCAUCACGAAAGAAGAGAUCCCCGAGGAGGAGCUGACGGAGGACGCCGAUGAGAUCGACCACGCUGAGAUGGAGCUGAGGAGAGGCCAGAUCCUCUGGUUCAGAGGUUUGAACCGCAUCCAGACGCAGAUGGAUGUGGUCUAUACCUUCCAGACGGGCCAGGGGCCGGUGCCCGGCGCCCUGCGCCGCCAGCCAUCCGUCGUCAGCCAGCACAAUGACAUUAAGGUGGUGAAUGCAUUCCGUAGCUCUCUGUACGCGGGGCUGGAGAGCCCAGAGUCCCGUAGCUCCAUCCACAGCUUCAUGGCCCAUCCCGAGUUCGUCCCCCUGUCCGAGGAGGAGGCCCGCAUCCCCCCCAUCGAAGAGACCGGAGACGAGAUCGACCCCCUCCCCAGCCCCUCCUCUGGGGCGGGGGGAGGAGGAGAGCCACCCAGCGCCUUCCCCCGCAGCUGCGAGUCAUCCAUCUGAGCUCCUCUCCCCUCUUCCUCCUCCUCCUCCUUCCUCCUCCUCCUUCCUCCUUCCUCUUCAUCAGCAUCAUCUGUCAUCCCACCAACCGAACUGUCACACUGAGGAGGGAAGUCACCACUCUGCUCAUCCCCUCGUUCUGCACGCACACCAAACACAUGCUUCACAUCGUCUUCACCCCCCCCCCCCCACCGCCCCUCCCUCAGUCAUUCCUGCCACGUUGCGUUUUUCAUACUGACUGUGGCGUCGUUCUGCCUGUAAGUUCGUCCCUCCUCCUCCUCCUCUUCCUCCUCCUCCUCCACCACUACCACACGCAUGAAUCAGUAGAGUGUGGAGUCCAGAGUCUCCACACAGCGGAAAGGCCUGUCUGUCCUCGUCCAUUCAUGUAUAUUUUUUACUCGAUGAUCCUUUUGAAAAGCUUUUAAACUUUUGUUGGGUUCGAUCUUCGCGGGACUCGCAGCAGCAUGUCGUGUUUCUGUACUCGCUUCAUUCCUGCGUAACGCUCUCGAAAACAGCACAGAACUUUUCAAAGAGUGCAGUGAUUCUCAUGUACAUACGCUUCCGCUCUUUUACACAGCUAACAGCCAGGUUUGGUGAUCAGAAGAUUUUUAGGCAAAUGCAAAAAUGUAACCUUUAUUUUAUUUUAUUUUAUUUUAUUUUAUUUUAAUUUUUUUUUUUUUUUUUUUUUUUUAGAUGUUGAGCAUUUGUUUGUUCCUAAAACCUCUAACGAAUGUUAAUUGAUGGUUGAUUCAAAAUCCUGAGAAUGUCUUGUGAGUGUGACACUACAGUCAACAAGGUUCACCUGUUAAAAAAAAAAAAAAUUGUUCUUCCCUUGUUGUGUCUUUAUGUGUUGCUUUUUCCUUUAGCUGCUGUGUUGCAUGUGGAAGGACAGAAUGUUUACUACCCAAAAAUAUCUACCAUGGCGGCAUCCAGAGAGGGCUCGCUUUCUGCUCAGUGCGCGUCUGACCUCAUCUCAUCCAGUCAGGGUUCUGGUUCUCUCUGCCCCUCUUCCACACCCCCACCCCCCCACCCCCCCACCCUUCGUACAUCCACAGUGUCAGUAGGAAACAGGAGUGUGAGGAGUUCAUGUUUCCCCCUCUAGAAGGAUGCAUGUUAUGUUUCAUUCGUGUUGAGUCGCAUGAUAACUUAGGAAUGAAUAUUUGGGAUUCUGUUUAGACGACCAUCUAUGUGUUAGUCUGCAGCAGCGUCUGUUCAGAGCUCCGUGAACUUCCUGUCUGUAGGUCUGAACAUCCUGUUAUACGACGGGAAGAAACAGACUCGUCAAUACUUGGCUAGCGCAGAGGAAACCGUAGCAGGGCAGGAAACGCCCCGAUAUACUUGAUAUACAUCCUACAGUGGGUGUUAACGUAUGUGGACGUGCUCUACAAAUCGUAGUUGUACGAAAGGUUGUGGUCCACCUAUAUAUACUGGAUUGAAAGGGGCCGCAGCCUCUCUCUGCACUUGCAAACAUCUGUAGAUGGCAAAAUCCAUGUCGCAUAGACCCUCACAGCCACGUGGAAAAUGUCAUUUAGGCUUUGCUCUGCUUUUCAAUACAGCGUCAUAGUCGACUAAACAUUUUGGUCACAUCUUGAAGGUUUGGACUCUCCUGCUGAAUACACAGGUGCCCAGGAGUUAAAGUUCUCUGGCACCAUAGAGCAGUUUUAAAUCCUUAAUUCAAUGUGUUGUACACAUUUCUUCCUAGACAAGCUUUCAGGCUCACAAAUCUUUUCUUGCUUUAAUCCCGGGAUGCCACAAGAGGAGAGUUAUUCAGCGCUUUGUCUCGUCAAAGUAGAAGUGCUUUUAGACAAAGUCUUUGAGUCCUCAUUCAUUCAUUAUUUAUAUUCUAUCCAUUUUCAGCCGUUUAUCUAGGUCGAGUCUACCUUGUCAUGACCCCGGCCACGUCCUCCAGCUCCUCCAGAGGUGUUUGCAGACCAGAUGGGAUGUAUAAUCCCUCCAGUGUGCUCUGGCUCUGCUAGUUGGACGUCUUAAGAAUAGGAGGUAUCAGAUUGUAAACAGUCUCAACUGACUCCUUUCGACACACGAAGGAGCAGCGGUUCUCCUUCGAGCUCCUCGACCGGUCUCUGAGACUGAGUCCUGCAGAGGAAACUCAUUUCAGCAGCUUGGAUCCACCAUUUAAUUCCUCCAGACACAGAGCUCAUGAACCGUAGGUGAGGGUUUGAACGUAGAUCGCUUUCCUCUCCGUCACCACAGUCCGGUACAACGUCCACAUUACUGCCGACACCUCACUAAACCUCACGCUUUAUCAUAGUUCCUCUUGAACAACUGGUUUUUCUAUAAUUAUACAUAACUUUAUCAUGAAUAAAGGUGCAAAGCGAAUAUUUUUCAGUCUGAAUUUUGAAACUGAGAGUCUGAGUGAAAGCAGUUUCUUCUCUGUACGUUCAUGAAGAGUCAAACAGCUGCAAGAUGAGCAAAAAUGUCUUUCCAUUAACUUCAUACGUAAUCAUGCCACCUCUAAACUUUGCUUCGCCUUCAGUCUCACCUUAAAUAAAAGGGGGAAUAGCUACAGUAUUGAUGAGUCUGUGUUUGGUCACAGUGCAGGAAGUUCAUUUCACCAGACAGGAAGUUGAUGGAUCUCUGAACAGGGUCUAGACCGGCUAUCUGUGUUUUAAGACAAAUCUUAGUACCACUUUUGAUGCUUUUGUUCCCCUGUUCGUCAGACUCGAUUAAUAUAAACUAAAUCAGCUUUCAGCGACAUCACGCAGCCAGCAGCAGAGAGGGUGUCUCUCAUCAUCAUCAUCCCUCUCUCUCUCUCUCUCUCCGCUCUGCUGUGUUUGAUUAACAGACGUCUGUGUGGCGGCCGCGCUGAGGUUUAUGGGAGACUGAUGAUGUCAACAGUCAGCCUGUAGAGUUAAAUCAACUGUGUGUCCCUGCUGCCGCUCAGUACUUCCUGCCCGCCGUUGUCCUCAGAUUACUGUCUUAAAAGAAGAAGGAAUCAUCCUCCAAUCGGAAGCAGCGAUGCUUCUAAUUCCCUCUUAGUCUGACUAGCAGCCAUCGACCUAUCUUUGAACUAGGACACGUUAUUGAAGUAAUGUGCUACUACUGCCAUAUUUCCAACUUUUUGUCAUGACUAGGUUCUUCCUCUCCCCUCUGAUGAGCUUUUUCUAUGUAACUCAGAGCCAUAUUUUAUAGGUUGUCUGUAUUGUUUUUUAUCUCAUUGUUAUCGAGGUUUCCUUUGGACUUUCUCACCCCUCGACCCCCCUCCCCCUUCCUCCUUUCCCCCUCCCUCCUCCCCCUGGCCCUUUACUCCAAAUGCGACCAAAAAAGCAAGGAGAAAAUCUUCAGUCGUCACUGCCGAACCAAGUUUAAAGGACUUCUACAAUGUUUACAUGAAAAGCGAGUGGGUGGCAGUUCGCCUGCGCUUCUCUCAUCCGACCACUUCCCUUUCAUUCCCUUGCUUUCCUGAAUCUUAGAGUUACUAUUUAACUAAAUGGGGAAUCUUUCUUGCAUGGUUUUCAUAUAAAAUUCAAUGUUUUGCUCAUUUUUUACAAUUCUUCUGUAUUUUUAUAUUAAGUACUUUUUAAUAUUUUGGAGAUAUAUGAAUAUAUAUGUAUAGGCUGAAGAGUUUGGUGACAGUACAGUACAUGAAUGAGAUGAAUCUACCGUGGACUGUCUUUUUACAGCUCUCUAAAUAUUUAUGCCACGUGUGUCGUCUUGGUCACCUGAUGUUAGGGCUCAGAAACCUGCAGUGACUUGUUUACUUCCUGUUGGCCGUUCAAUUGGAAUCUCAACAAUCUAGAUUCAUCAGCCCCCUUUUACAUGAGUAUAUUCACUUUAUCUAAGAUGUUGUGACACACUACACGCUAUGUGAUUUCGCAAUUAUCCAGCUCCAUUAGAGUUCAGCAAAUGCAACGUGAAUACAGCUAACUGUAUCAAACAUUAAAUGGGAGUGUAUAAUUAUUUAUCCAA
This is a messenger RNA of Thunnus maccoyii (southern bluefin tuna), 8323 nucleotides long. RefSeq names its product plasma membrane calcium-transporting ATPase 1-like. Gene Ontology annotation, cellular component: intracellular membrane-bounded organelle; membrane. NCBI's taxonomy places the organism in Eukaryota, Metazoa, Chordata, Actinopteri, Scombriformes, Scombridae. The transcript has 22 exons. Gene Ontology annotation, molecular function: P-type calcium transporter activity; ATP binding; PDZ domain binding. Bases 716 to 4399 code for a protein of 1227 amino acids. Gene Ontology annotation, biological process: calcium ion transmembrane transport; regulation of cytosolic calcium ion concentration. The record is from RefSeq and is a predicted model, not a curated record.